AUGGAACAAAGAGGAUCCUCAUCAUGGAGACUGAUCCUUGUACUUUUUGCACUGUCGCUUAUAUUUUGGAGUGUAGCUCUGGCGCAGAUAAAAUAUUCCGUUCUAGAAGAGCAGAAAGACGGCGCCGUGGUAGGAAAUAUCGCAAAGGAUUUGGGUCUUGAUCACAGGAGUCUAAAGGAGCGAGGAUUGCGUGUCGUAUCAACUACAGGAGAAUCUUUAUUUAAACUAAAUCAGGACGAUGGCGUUUUAUAUACUACAGGGAAAAUAGACAGGGAGGAGGUAUGUGAGAGAAUUAGCGCAUGCUUGAUUAAUAUGAAAAUCGCCCUUGAAAAUCCUUUAGAGAUUCAUUACGUAGAAGUUGAGGUUGUGGACAUAAACGAUCAUGCCCCGACGUUUCCUGAGAUAGAAAAGCGUUUGGAAAUCUCCGAAAACGCCGUGUCUGGCUCACGCUUUCAGAUACAAGCGGCACGCGAUGCAGAUAGCGGGAUGAAUUCUGUACAAACGUAUAAAAUCAGUCAGAAUGAACAUUUUCGUGUUGAGGUAAAAGACGGAUCGGAUCGAAAGAUGCCCUUUCUAAUUUUACAAAAAUCGUUAGACAGGGAAACUAGUCCUAGUCAUAAACUCCUCCUCACAGCGUUGGACGGCGGAAAACCUCCAAAAUCGGGGAAUUUGGAGAUAACUAUAGAUGUAUUAGAUGUAAAUGACAACAUUCCGGUUUUUACAAAAGACUCGUAUUCCGUGAAGCUUAGCGAAAACGUUCCCAUAGGUACAAGGGUAGCUCAGGUAAACGCAACCGACCUAGAUGAUGGUGUAAAUGGUGAAGUCUUUUUCAUUUUUGGCCACGAUGUAGAAACUGACUUGCGCACACUUUUUGAUCUGGAUCCAGUCACAGGCGAAAUAGUUGUAAAAGGACACAUCGAUUUUGAGCAAAAAGACCACUAUGAAAUCGACAUCCAAGCAUCGGAUAAAGCACUUGCACCACUGACAGCUGAUAAAAGCAUCCUAAUACAAAUUGUUGAUGUAAAUGAUAAUGCGCCGGAAAUUGAAGUGACGUCAUUUUCGAGCACAGUACCAGAGGAUACUAAGUUGGGUACUACAGUAGCAUUAAUCAGUGUGAGUGAUUUAGAUUCUGGUUUAAACGGGAAAGUGUCCUGCUCUGUACUUGAAGAAAUACCAUUUAAAUUAAUGCAGGCCUCACAGCAUAACAUUUAUUCAUUGACAACUUCAUCAUUACUUGACAGGGAGAAAAUAUCCAAGUAUGACAUUACAUUAGUAGCCCAGGAUGCAGGUCAGCCAGCAUUGUCAUCUUUUAAGUCUAUCACUGUCCAACUAUCAGAUGUAAAUGACAAUAGCCCAGCGUUUUCUCUCAACCCAUACAUCUUCUAUGUCACUGAAAAUAAUGUACCAGGCACGUCCAUGUUCUCUGUGUCUGCCACAGAUUGUGAUUUAGAUGAAAAUGCCUUGAUUACCUAUCAGAUUUCUAGGGAUAUUACUGUUCAAAACAAGCAUACAUCCUUUCUAAACAUAAAUCCUGAAAAUGGAGAGAUAUGCGCAUUGAAAAGCUUUGACUUUGAAGCAGUUAAAACAUUCCACUUCCAUGUUGUUGCUUCAGAUUCUGGAAAUCCAUCACUGAGCAGUAAUGUUACAGUGAACGUGUUUAUUCUAGAUCAGAACGAUAAUGUUCCCAUGAUCUUGUAUCCAGUCAGCGCUAACGGUUCUGCUGAAGGUGUGGAGGAGAUUCCUCGCAAUGUCAACGCAGGACAUUUGGUGACUAAAGUGAGAGCCUAUGACCUGGAUAUAGGAUACAACAGCUGGUUAUUGUUUUCAUUGCAAGAAGUGAGUGACCACAGUCUCUUUGGUUUGGACCGUUAUACAGGACAGAUAAGGACCCUUCGCUCAUUCACUGAAACAGACGAAACUGAACAUAAACUGGUCAUACUGGUCAAAGACAAUGGAAAUGUUUCACUUUCAGCAACAGCAACUGUGAUUAUUAAGCUUGUGGAGCCAAAAGAACCUUUUGCAGCUUCCGAUGUCAAAAAUGCAGUAAAAGACGAAGGGGAUACUAAUAUUACAUUUUAUUUAAUUAUCACUCUGGGUUCAGUUUCAGUGCUUUUUUUCAUCAGUAUCAUUGCAUUAAUAGUAAUGCAAUGCUCCAAAUCUACAGACUGUUCCUCCAAGUAUUUACAAGAUACAAUGUAUGAUGGGACAUUGUGUCACAGCAUUCAGUAUAGAUCUGGAGAUAAACGGUACACAUUAGUUGGCUCCAGAAUGAGUAUUGGUUCUACUGUAGUUCCGGGCAGUAAUGGAAAUACUCUAGUGGUACAAGAUCACAGGAGGAGAACUUCUAGAGAGGUAAGGCAUUUUUCAGUGUAG
Tachysurus vachellii is the source of this 2373-nucleotide messenger RNA. RefSeq names its product protocadherin alpha-3-like. Gene Ontology annotation, biological process: homophilic cell-cell adhesion. Gene Ontology annotation, cellular component: plasma membrane. The coding region runs from base 1 to 2373 and encodes 790 amino acids. Gene Ontology annotation, molecular function: calcium ion binding. Lineage: Eukaryota; Metazoa; Chordata; Actinopteri; Siluriformes; Bagridae. The transcript has a single exon. The record is from RefSeq and is a predicted model, not a curated record.